Silurus meridionalis is the source of this 2283-nucleotide messenger RNA. RefSeq names its product kelch-like family member 41a (gene klhl41a). NCBI's taxonomy places the organism in Eukaryota, Metazoa, Chordata, Actinopteri, Siluriformes, Siluridae. Gene Ontology annotation, molecular function: protein binding. Bases 106 to 1884 code for a protein of 592 amino acids. The transcript has 6 exons. The record is from RefSeq and is a predicted model, not a curated record.
UGCUCUGUGUCAACCCCAGCUAUUAGUACCAAGAUAGCGAGAGAGGUGGAAGCAGUGCAAUCCCAACAUCCUCCCUGAUCCACACACAUACAUACACAGAUCGAGAUGGACCCGAGCAUAAAGGAAGACCUGAAGCUCUAUCAGAGUACGCUGCUCCAAGACGGCCUGAACGACCUCCUGAAGGAGAACAAGUUUGUCGACUGUGUUCUGAAAGUAGGGGACAGAAGUCUGCCGUGCCACAAACUCAUCAUGGCAGCAUGCAGCCCUUACUUUAGAGAGAUUUUUUUUUCUGAAGAAAAGAGCAGCCCAGGCAAGGAGGUGGUGCUGGAAAAAGUGGAUCCAGCCAUCAUGGACAUGAUUGUAAAUUAUCUCUAUUCUGCAGAAAUUGAUAUUUCAGAUGAAAAUGUGCAGGAUGUUCUUGCAGUAGCCAACGAGUUUCAGAUACCGUCCGUUUUCACGGUGUGUGUAAACUACCUGCAGAAGAACCUCACCCUAGGAAACUGUCUGGCGAUCUACCGAAUGGGCUUGGUGACGAAUUGUCCGAGGCUGGCCAUGGCAGCAAGAGACUACAUCGCUGAACGAUUCGAGAUCCUAUCCACGGAGCAAGAUUUUCUCGAUUUCAUCCCUCCUGAACUGUUCGCCAUCAUAGGGAGUGAUGCUCUCAACGUAGAGAAAGAGGAAAUGGUGUUUGAGCUGCUCAUGAGGUGGAUCAGGAAGGACAAAGAGAACCGGGCAAAGCAUUUAGGCGAUGCUUUCGAGCACAUUCGUUUCCGACUGCUUGAAGAGAAGUAUUUUAAAGAAAAGGUGGAGAAGGAUGAUAUUAUUAAAGCUGAUCCUGAGCUUGUAAAGAAACUUAAAAUCAUUAAAGAUGCCUUUGCUGGAAAACUUCCAGGAAAGGUAGGCGGGAAAGAGGCUGGAGAGAGCAAAAUGCCUGGAUAUCUGAACGACACCCGAAGGAUUGGCAUGUACGCCAAGGACCUAAUCCUGAUGAUUAGCGACACGGCGGCCGUGGCUUACGACCCUGUUGAGAACGAAUGCUCACUGGCAGCAAUGGCCGAGCAGAUACCUAAGAAUCAUGUCUGCAUCAUUACCAAAAAGAAUCAACUUUUUGUUGCAGGUGGACUGUUUGCGGAUGAGGAAAAUAAAGAAUCACCUUUGCAGUGCUACUGUUUUCAGCUGGAUCCUAUUAGUGCAGACUGGAUUGCUAUGCCGCCACUGCCUUCUUCCCGAUGUCUCUUUGCCAUGGGAGAAUUUGAGAACCUGAUAUUUGCUGUUGCUGGCAAAGAUUUACAGACCAAUGAGUCUCUUGACUCAGUGAUGUGUUUUGACACAAUAAAGAUGAAAUGGACCGAGACGAAAAAGCUUCCCCUGCGGAUACACGGCCACAGUGUGAUCUCACAAAACGGCCUGGUCUACUGUAUAGGAGGAAAGACAGAUGACAACAAAACCAUCAACAAGAUGUUUGCAUAUAACCAUAAGAAGUCUGAAUGGAAGGAGUUGGCAUCAAUGAAAACACCACGGUCCAUGUUUGGGGCAGUUGUCCAUAAAGAGAAGAUAAUUGUGGUUGGAGGAGUCAAUGAGGACACCCUUUUAGCAUCGUGUGAAGCCUAUGACUUUGGAAGCAACAAGUGGGAAGCCUUCCCUGAAUUUGCACAGGAAAGAAGUUCAGUAAAUGUUGUUAGUGUUGAUGGAGAGCUUUAUGCAAUCGGAGGCUUUACCAUGGUAGGGCAAGAUAAAGAAUGUGUGCCAUCAGAGAUCACAGACAUUUGGCAGUAUGAAGAGGACAAGAAGCAGUGGGCUGGAAUUUUGAGGGAGAUGCGUUAUGCAGCUGGUGCUUCCUGCGUUUCUAUGCGACUGAAUGCUGCAAAAAUGCCCAAACUGUAAAAAUAGUCCCGGUCUCUGUAAUAGGGACAUGAUAUUUUAAGCCUUACUUGAUGAUUCCAAUUAUGUGAAAAUCUAAUUUAGCAGUGCACGAGCAUGAAACCCACACUGGUUUGAGUUUAGGAUGAUUUCACAAGAUUGCCAUAUAUUUGUAUGCACAAGUGACUUUUUUUGUUUGUUUAAUUGCUCAAAAACCUGUAUUUGCUUAACCCUUUCAUGAUGAUGACGACUACACAUAAAAAAAAUAAUAAUUCUGAAUUCAUAUAUGAAGAAUAUAUGCACGAAAGGGUUAAUUCAGACAUCAAAGUACAACGUUAUGACAUUUGAAAUGAGUUUGUUUAUUACAGAAAUAAUAUUUAUAUUGCAAUAUAUACAAUUAAUAAAAACUCACAGUAGACAUUA